Spinacia oleracea (spinach) is the source of this 2743-nucleotide messenger RNA. RefSeq lists its product as uncharacterized. The coding region runs from base 928 to 2553 and encodes 541 amino acids. Lineage: Eukaryota; Viridiplantae; Streptophyta; Magnoliopsida; Caryophyllales; Amaranthaceae. The transcript is spliced from 6 exons. The record is from RefSeq and is a predicted model, not a curated record.
AAGAAUCAGAAUUCUGAAGGCUGAAAUUUUUUGUACGAAUUUGCUGUAUUUUUUGUUUUCAAUUUGCAGCAGUUGAUGGUCGGUUUGGGGUCCAUCUCCCAUCACAAUAUUCCUUGUAGUAUUUGAUAAAUUUUGUAUAUCCGUGAGAUAGAAAUGAACACGAGACCAAACACGAAUUACCCGUCCUAGUUUGGGGUCCAUUUGCCAUCACCGAAUUUCUUGUUUGUUUAAUCUUUAUGCUUAACCAAAAAGUAAAAAAAAAGCUUCAAAUUUUGUGCUUUGUUGUGCUUUGUAGCAAUUUGUUUACCAAAAAUGCUAAUUAUUCUUUCACCCUUUUUGCUGUAAUGAUGCACUCAACUGGCUGAUUUUGUGGCCCUUCUUCUUCUCUAUCUUUCUAGUUUUCUGCUACCAGUUCUUCUUAUCUUUUUCUGCAACUUUUUUUUUAUAUAAUUUUUUUUUUGUUUUAUUUUUCUGGGAUUUGAAAAAGACAUUGAUGUUUGUAAUGCUUCUAGUUCAAGCAAAGGUGAUUCUUUUAAUUUCUAAACACCCAUAAAAACAAACAAAAAAUCAUCCAGAAAAUUAUUUUAGCUUCUAAUUUAAGCUAAACCUCAAAAAACCCAGAUUUUUUUAUUUUGUUUUUGAAUUUUACACUCAAAUCUUCAAACUAAGCUAAAUCAAUCCAAACCCAGUUUUUAUUUUGAACCCAAAUCAUCUGAUACUUCAUUAGUUGAUGUUUUUGAAGCUUUUGUUCAAUACAAAAAUGGCUGAUUUAAGCUAAGGAUAAAAAAACCCAGAUUUUUUAAACACCAAAUCUUCAAAUUGAAGCAAAACUAUCCCAAACCUGUUUCAAUUUUGAACCCCAAAUCAUCAAAUUUUAGUUUAGUCGAUGAUUUAAGAGUGUUUUUGAAGCUUUUGUUUGGUGCAAAAAUGGCGGAUAUUGGAAGGUCAGGGUCAUGGAGAGAGGAACUAGCUAGCUUAGUAGAUGACGGGAUUAGAUACAAUAAUGACAACAAUAAUAAUGGAGAUCCAUUUAUAGCAGCAGAAAUUCCAAAAGAAAGCAGGCAUUUCAAUUUUGAUGCUCAUUUUGGAGGAGAGAGAAAAGAGGAAGAGGAGGAUUGGAAGGAUCAGAUCAAAGGUUUUGCUAAAGCUUGGGGUGAAUUAUUGUUAGACCUUUCAAGAGGGUGUAAAGAUAUUGUUCAACAGAGUUUAGUGGCUGAGGAUUCUUAUUUUGUUCAGAAUUUUGGACCGCCUUUGGCCAAGAUUUCUAGUAGAUUAUGUUUUUUGAAUGAUUAUCUGCCUGAGGAUCGACACCCGGUUCAUGCUUGGCCUAUCAUUUUUUUCGUUUUCCUUCUCGCUCUUGCAGUACUGAAUGUAAAUAAUGCACACGAUAAUCCGGCUCCUAUUGUGAAGAAAAUGCUUAUACAUCCUCCUUGCGCUAGCACUAUACUGCUUCCAGAUGGUCGGAAUGUAGCAUACCUUGAACAGGGUUUGCCAGGCAAUAGAGCUAGAUUUACACUGAUUUCUCCGCAUGCUUUUCUUUCUUCCAGACUUUCAGGUAUACCUGGAAUUAAGGCCUCCUUACUGGAAGAGUUUGGCGUACGUAUGAUAACAUAUGAUCUACCUGGUUUUGGUGAGAGUGACCCUCAUCCGUCAAGAAACCUCAACUCAUCAGCCAUGGAUGUGCAGGACCUGGCCAAUGCUUUGGGUGUGAAAGAUAAGUUCUGGGUUUUUGGAUACUCUAGUGCAGCGAUGCAUGCAUGGGCCGCAAUCAAGUACAUGUCAGACAGGGUUGCAGGUGCGGCAUUUGUUGCUCCAAUGGUGAAUCCUUAUGAAUCGAGCAUGACAAAGGAAGAGACAAGUAAGACAUGGGAAAGAUGGGAGCAAAGAAGGAAGUUCAUGUUCUCCACAGCUAGGAGAUUCCCAAGCUUUCUUUCUCAUUUUUAUCGUCGAAGCUUCUUUUCCGGAAAGCAUGGUUCACUUGAGAAGUGGUUCUCCCUGAAACUCGGUGAAAAAGAUAAGGCUCUGAUAGAAAAGGCGAGUUUUGAAGAAUUUUGGCAAAGGGAUGUAGAAGAGUCAGUGAGACAAGGACGUAUGAAAUCAUUCAUUGAGGAAGCCGUGUUACAAGUGUCAGACUGGGGUUUCAGCCUUGCAGACUUACAGAUAAGGAGGAGGUGUCCGGGUAAAGGCAUCCUUCCAUGGCUCAAAUCCAUAUACGGGCAAGCUGAAUGUGAAUUAACUGGAUUUUCAGGGCCAAUGCACAUAUGGCAGGGGUUGGAUGAUCAUGUUGUACCACCAUCAAUGGCACAAUACAUCAGCCGCACACUACCAGGCGCUACAUUGCAUCUGCUUCCAAGUGAAGGUCACUUUUCUUACUUAUACUUCUGCGACGAGUGUCACAGACAGAUACUAUCCACACUUUUUGGAGAUCCACUGGGUCCAUUUGAUAAUACUACAGUUCAACAAGAUACUACACAAGAAGAACAAGAUACAGAUCAGUCUUUGGCUAACACAAUUGAACAAGAGGCAUCUACUGCUAAUGCCGCACAAGAAUGAGACUUCAUACCAUAUCUUUUUUUUUUUUACUCUUUUACCUUCUUGUUCAACACUUUCAGAAUUUUUACUGUGACAAUAGCAACAUUGUAAAUAUGCUAGCUUUGCUCUACUAGGUUAAAUUGCUAUCUUCACCGAGGAUUCAUCGUAAUAUUAUUCAGAGAUGGAUCAUUUUGGUUCAUGCUGAUCUCAA